This is a messenger RNA of Haplochromis burtoni (Burton's mouthbrooder), 2261 nucleotides long. Its product is annotated as Fc receptor-like protein 5. Lineage: Eukaryota; Metazoa; Chordata; Actinopteri; Cichliformes; Cichlidae. The coding region runs from base 1 to 801 and encodes 266 amino acids. The transcript has 5 exons. Gene Ontology annotation, biological process: cell surface receptor signaling pathway. Gene Ontology annotation, molecular function: transmembrane signaling receptor activity. The record is from RefSeq and is a predicted model, not a curated record.
AUGUAUGCUUAUGCUCGUCUGACUGUGAGUCCCAGCAGCUCUCAGUUCUUUAAGGAUGACUUUGUGUCUCUGAGCUGUGAGGAGGGCGACAGCUCUGCUGGAUGGACUCUGAGGAGAAACACGACAACAGACACCAAAGCAAAGUGUGGAGCUGGAUUUGGAAAACCAGCUGGUUCUUCCUGUAACAUCAGUUACAUUGACACACUGGACAGUGGAGUUUACUGGUGUGAGUCCAAUCAGAGUACCAUCAGUAACAUGGUUAACCUGACAGUCACUGGUGGAUCAGUGAUCCUGCAGAGUCCUGUCCUCCCUGUGAUGGAGGGAGAUGACGUCACUCUGCUCUGUAAAACAAAGACCACUCCCUCCAACCUCCCAGCUGCUUUCUAUAAAGAUGGCUCCCUCAUCAGGAAGCAGCCUACAGGUCACAUGACCAUCCAGCAUGUUUCCAGGUCUGAUGAAGGCCUCUACAAGUGUGACAUCAGCGGUCAUGGAGAGUCUCCAUCCAGCUGGAUCACUGUCACAGACAAACCUACAACCACACCUCCACCCACCACUACAACUAUUCCCACCGCUCCAGAUCUGACCGCUGACUCCUCUCUACAGCUUGCAUUCAGAAUAGUCCUCCACCUGGUGGUUUUCUCUCCAUAUAUCAUCUCCACUCUCAUCAUGAUGUCUUUAUAUCAAUGCAGAGCCAGAGGAAAUGGCAUCAGUGAUUCAACCAAGCCCACUCUUCCUGACCAGGGAUUGGAUAAUGAGCAUGAUGAUGUAAUCACUGAUGUCACCACAGAGUAUCACUUCUGAGUCAGAGCUCUGUUGUGUCUCUGUGAGUCUCACUAACUUUGUCCUUUCCAUCUCUGAUGUUGAGAUUAUUUGGAUAAAUGGACUCUGAUGUUCAUCUCUGGAUAUUUUUAUGUAGAUAAACAGUAAAUAUUCCUGCUCACAGGAGGAGAUCAUCAUGUGCUGUGUGUGUGCAUCACUGCAGCUCUGUCACUGAAAGACGUUUUCAGCUUAUUUUUACAUGAAAGGUCAAAUAUCAGGUCAAAUAUCAGAGAAAAAGACAACGUUGUGCUACUUCCUGUUUUAUUUUGGUAUUUCAUGUUUCCACAUCCUACCUGAUCACCUCACUGGAGUAGCUGGUGUCCUGAUGGUUCUGACCGGAAUUAAAUCUACCCGUCACACACAGAUGCUGUCAUAGCGUUUUGGUGCCUGACUGUAAACACAUGAUCACAUGACUCAGACUGGACUAAUGCAGUUUUUGUCUUUUCACCUCUUCCUGGAUCAACACAAACUGUGAAUUUUUCAGUGAGCCUUGAAAUUGACUCUUUCUUGUUGGUGCUUUUUUGUUAUUAAAGCCACAUCCUGUGCUACAUUUCAAACUGCUCCAGUUGUCCGUGUCACUCUUUAGUAUCUGUACCUACAGCUCAUGUGGUUUGUGCUGUGAUGGCCCCCUGCCCUCUUUGUCCCAACUCUUUUUGUCAUAGCCUCAUAUGAAAUGAGAGGUCCUGGGUCUGAAUCCCAGGUGAGCCCCCACAUUGUCACAGCCUGGUUCAUAAGACCCACAGACAGUAUGAAAGAUCGACUGAUUUUGGAUCAUUUAGUUUGUAGCUUCAAUUAUUUCACAACAGUGUUUCUUGUUGUUGUUGUUGUUGUUGUCAUAAGUGACCAAAUGAUUGCAACAGGGUGGAGCACGCAUUAGCUGUAACAUGCUACAUCCAUAGAAAUAUGAGUGAAAGUACAAAUCAAAUCGAAGCAGGACUGAAAUCCUAAUUUUUACUGUUCAUGACUGUCAGACAUUUCUAAGUAGGUCAGGGUCAAUGUUUCAGGACCACCAUAUGUAAAUCACAUUUGAUUUGAUAACAAAUAAUUUGUAAUCAAAUCACUGAUUAAUGAACAUUUUAUUUCAGAUAUUUAGAGACCCAUUUAACACUGUUUCUUUUAAACAUUAUGUGGAGAUAAAUACUGACUCUGCCUGUGUUUUCACUGCAGUUACAUCAACACAGCUCAGCUUGUGUGAUGUGGUUUCUGUGCAACACAUUCAGCUGGAUUUCAGUGAGAUUAGAGUUCUGACAACAUGGAGAGUAAACACAAAAACUCUGUUAGUGUGAGAGCAGAAGUGAUCUGAUAGCAGCUCAGCUCAGCUUCUCUGCGUCUCAGAACAGAGGACGCCAUCAUCUAUCUGCUCAAUCGUGUCUACACCCACCUGGACCAGCCGGCGAGCACUGUGAGGGUCAUGUUUUUUUUGACUUCCAGUGCUUUCAACA